Miniopterus natalensis is the source of this 1101-nucleotide messenger RNA. RefSeq names its product IMP U3 small nucleolar ribonucleoprotein 3 (gene IMP3). Gene Ontology annotation, molecular function: rRNA binding; snoRNA binding. Gene Ontology annotation, cellular component: Mpp10 complex; small-subunit processome. Lineage: Eukaryota; Metazoa; Chordata; Mammalia; Chiroptera; Miniopteridae. Gene Ontology annotation, biological process: ribosomal small subunit biogenesis; rRNA processing. The record is from RefSeq and is a predicted model, not a curated record.
CGGAACUCACUCAGCCUUGGGUCCCAGAGAGUUGGCACCCGCCAUCAUGGUGCGGAAGCUUAAGUUCCACGAGCAGAAGCUGUUGAAACAGGUAGACUUUCUGAACUGGGAGGUCACUGACCAAAACCUGCACGAACUGCGCGUGUUGCGGCGUUAUCGGUUGCAGCGGCGCGAGGACUACACGCGCUACAACCAGUUGAGCCGUUCUGUGCGCGAGCUGGCGCGGCGCCUGCGCGACCUGCCGGAGCGCGACCCGUUUCGCGUGCGCGCCUCCUCCGCUCUGCUGGACAAGCUGUAUGCCCUGGGCCUUGUGCCCACGCGCAGCUCUCUCGAACUCUGCGACUCCGUCACGGCCUCGUCCUUUUGCCGCCGCCGCCUGCCCACUGUGCUCCUUAAACUGCGCAUGGCGCAGCACCUCCAGGCCGCCGUGGCCUUCGUGGAGCAGGGGCACGUGCGCGUGGGCCCCGACGUCGUCACCGACCCCGCCUUCCUUGUCACACGCAGCAUGGAGGACUUUGUCACCUGGGUUGACUCGUCCAAGAUCAAACGGCACGUGCUGGAUUACAACGAGGAGCGAGAUGACUUCGAUCUGGAAGCGUAGCUGUCUUUCCUCCCCAGCUCCUCCCUGCCGCCUUCGCCAGUGCUGCAUUUCAUAGAUUGGGAAGCUGAGACUUGAUACUGGAGAUUCUGUAAAGGCGCUUUUCCCCAAGAGUGUGUCAGGCAGUCGUCGGUUCUUAAGAACUUGACUCCUCAGGUGCAGACCACGCUCACAGCCUUUCCACGAAAUUGACUUAGCCCUUGGACUAUAGAUAAUUAAAUGGCUGCCUUGAAACAAUGGGAAGCGGUUUUGUGCUGCUCUGGAAAUUGUUAGAUUCUUGUACCUUUAACAUUGUAGUGUGAAAGCAAGAACUUAGCGCCCAUUCCCACCCUCCACCUAACUCGAAUUCUUGCUCCUGUUGGUGAUUAAGCUGUGUACAACCAUGGAAAGUUUGGUCUUAAGUUUUCAUAAAAUGAGGUGAGACUUUAGUGUUCAGGAUCCCGCCCCUAGUUUAAAAGAAUGCUUUUUUAAUGCCAAUAAAUAGUCCAACUGCUAAGUGCAAA